Molecule: messenger RNA, 1378 nt
Organism: Arvicanthis niloticus (Nile rat)
Lineage: Eukaryota; Metazoa; Chordata; Mammalia; Rodentia; Muridae
Source: RefSeq, a predicted model, not a curated record
AGAGACGCUUGGGUUGGCCUCCGCCUCCGCUGGCUGUUUCUGCCAUCACGUCCCUGCUACUUCCAUGGGACUACCUCAGGAGCCAGCCGAUUUCUAAUCACAAUCUUUACCAGACUCCACGUUGUCAUCUCGUCCUCUGUAGUCAUCUGGUGUCGUCUUGACCGUUGCAGUCGGAGUAGUCAUUAUCUUCAUUAUCCCAGGUCAGUCAAGGCCUUGUUGAGGUACCUACUAGUGUCAUGUCUACCAGAAGGGAUCAAGAUCCAGCCAGAGAGAGCCGAGACAACCCAGUAACUCUUGAGGGAGAGUGGGUACAGGAAGCUGCAGAGGUCGGUGCAGUAGGCCUAGAUGGAUCCUCUGCCGCAGUUGAAGCUGAAGAAAUAGUGGUCUAUUAUCCUAGAGCGGUGGAGAAUGUUGGGCCUGAAAACAACCCGGAGGAAGAGGGUGACAGGGGAGAGAGUGUGGAUGUUGAGGAAGACUUGGAUAUUGAAGCUGUUGAUGAGGCGGAUGAAGAAGAUGAGGAGCAGGAGGAGGAGGAAGAGGAGGAGGAGGAAGAGGAAAGUGUUCUAACAGGUCAAAAUUUUGUGGCGAAUGCCCAUCAUUUCCCAAUGAGUGGCAUCCGAUUUAUGUUUAUGGAUUUGGUCCAUGCCAUUCUCAACCGUGUCUAUUACAACCACCACAUCCUGCUUAGAGACCACCUAGAAGACCAAGAGAUGAACUCACCUGACACUUCCGAGUCUGGCCACUCAAGUGAGCUCCAAGUACUACCUGGGCCCAUCCCAUCAACAGUGAGGGCUGCAGAGUACGAGCAUCAGGGCUCAGACCUUCCGGAAGUUAUCUCCACAUUUCCAGAGCUGGAGGAGCCUACUGAUUUCGAGGAAGCAACAGAUCGUUACCUGCAGGAGCCAACAACUAUGACAGCCGGGCAAGCAAUAGAAGAGACGGCAGAAGAAGCAGCAGCAGAGGAGGCAGCAGAAGAACCAGCAAAGGACAUCAUUGAACAAGCCGUGGACUCAGAGGGUGAAAACCAUUGUGCUAGACAGUAUGAAGAUGACAACAUAGUUAAUGAGGAAGAAGAAAAGGAAGGAAAGGAAAAUGAAGAAGCACUAGAUGAAAUGGACCUAGAUGCAGCAGACUACUGCACCAACAAAUUCAGUUAAGAAGAAUAGGAAGAAAAGGAUGAAGAAGGAAUGUUUACUGAGGUUCACCAAAUUUAGACUUUCCACUUCUUAGAAGCCUGACAGUUUCAACAGUGACUUCAUCUUCAAGUUCAUUAUCCAGUAGUGAAAUUUCGAAUCCUUCUAAAUUUAACAUGGCUCCUUCAAGUUCCAAAUGUAACAAAGUCAUGUGAUAAAAUAAAACACAGGCAUGAUUUGGAGGC